UGAGCAGCAUAAUGGCGGGCGUCCAAACGGUUAAAGAGCCGAGCUCCCGUUCAGCUGGAGGCUGAGGUGCAGAAGUGGAGGAACAGUUUGGAGACAACCACAACGUGUCGUUUAACCUUCUCUCGUAAGGAAAACACGUCCGCUAUGUCUUGUGCUGGAAGUCAGGGAUGUUUUAAAGCUCGUCGAGCAACGUAGCGAGUCUGUAUGUUUAACUCUGGUUGUUUUAUAUAGUGGAAGGCUUUAGCUAAUAGCAGCGGGACACGUAGAUAUAGACGCUAGCUGCUAGUAGCUCGUCGGCUGUUCUCGUCCAACAGUUUCGGUCAAGCGAUAUAAGGUUUCUGAGAGAGUUUUAUUUUAAUAUAAAAACACCAAACAACGAAGCCUGCUCACAGAAUACAGAACCCGUUUGGCGAAAGAAGCGGAACGAGGAGGAACAACUGCAGCGAGUUGAAUGUGGGAGUCAUGGCUGAACACCCCCCUCCACUGGAGUCCGGCCAGUUAAUCAGCGCAGAUCUGGCACUCCUCACACCACAACCACCUCCACCUAGCAUGGUCAACGGAGAUGGGGCCCAACAAGUAAUCUUGGUUCAAGUAAACCCAGGUGAGGCCUUCACAAUUCAGCGAGAGGAUGGUCAAUUUCAGUGUAUCACAGGUCCUGCUCAGGUUCCCAUGAUGUCCCCAAAUGGUUCAGUGCCUCCAAUCUAUGUGCCUCCUGGAUACGUUCAACAAAUCAUUGAAGAGAAUGGAGUGAGGCGGGUUCUGGUGUUGCCUCAGGCGGAGUUUCACCCUGGGGGCCACUCUCCGCUGCACCACCCUGCCACCCACCCCCACCUGCAGGCCUUCAUCCCCCAUCCACAUCCCAUCCUGCCUCAUCCUCCUCCUCACCUGUUCUCAGGCAUGGCUGGAGGAACUGGAGACAUGAAUGCCCAGUACAUCUCCCAGUACCACCCAGCCCACAUUUACCCAGACCAGGUUUCUCCAGACGCUCACCCGGCGCAUGGACGCGCAGCGUUUCACCGGGAUGAAAGGGCUAACAAGGCGCAUGAACGACUGCAGAAGAAACUGAAAGAGCGUCAGGGUGGUCAGGCAGGAGGAGGAGGUGGAGGCCAGGCUCCUACCAAAGACAGUCCUCCUCUCUCUCCACAGAAGAACCGUGGAACCCCACCAGCAGCUGGAGGCGACCUUCAGAACGGCCUCCUUAAAGGUUUGGAGGAGCAAAGUCAGGCUGCUACACUCGGCAGCCUGGGGAAAGAAUGUCCAGGAAGACUAAGAGAGACAGAGCUUGCCGAAUCGAAUGAAAAGGUGCAGGCUCUUCUGGAAUGGUUAAGCAAUAUCAGCAAACCUGUGGUGGCUGAUAUCCAGGCCAGAGGAGCAUGCGUCUGCUGGACAACUCCAGUCUGGAAAACUGCAGAUGAGGAACAGAAAGAGCCAGAGGAGAAACCUGAGGAGGCCAGUAUCAGCUAUGAGGUGUCUGUCUCAUACAGCGGCAAGGACGGCAAAUACAACACUGCCUACAGUGGUAAGGAGCAAAGUGCAACCAUAGAGAACCUAAGACCAGCAACAGACUACCAUGUCAGGGUCCAGGCCAUGUAUAACUGUUUACAAGGAAACCCCUCUGAGCCUGCAAGUUUUACAACUCUGAGCUGUGAACCUGACGCACCCAUCCCACCUCGCAAAGCCAGCGGCACCAAAAACUGCCUCGUUCUGCAGUGGAAGGCUCCUUGUGACAAUGGUUCCAAAAUUCAAAACUACAUUCUCCAGUGGGACGAGGGUAAAGGUACAGGAAUGUUCGAGCAGUGCUACUAUGGCCCUCAGAAGCAGUACAGGGUGACCAAGCUCUCGCCAGCAUCCAAAUACUCAUUCCGCCUAGCAGCCAAAAACGACAUGGGUGUCAGUGAGUUCAGUGAACCUGUACACAUGUUGACCUCAUGCAGUGUCCCUGCACCUCCAAAGAGCCUUGAGCUUCUCCAGGCUGGGGUCACUUGGCUGUCCCUGCAGUGGAACAGGCCAGAGAGCUCACCAAAAGAAGACGAUAUCGGUUAUGUACUGGAAAUGGAAGAAGAGGGCUCGGGUUAUGGGUUCCAGCCAAGCUAUGAUGGUGAUGAGCCGUCAUGCACAGUGAGGAAUCUGCAUCGGAGCACCAAGUACAAAUUCAGAGUUGCUGCAUAUAAUGCAGAAGGGAAGAGUAACCCGAGUCCCGUAUCAGAGUUUACCACGGCCCCAGACAGACCUGGAUGCCCCAGCAAACCCUAUGUUAAGGGCAAACAGCAUCCUACCAGCUUCCGCAUUACCUGGGAUCUUCCCAAAGAGACUGGUGGCUCAGAUGUGACUGAGUAUGUUGUGGAACUGUCUGAAGGACUGAGUGGCUCCUCUUGGGAGGAAGUUUACAGGGGUUCAGCUAUGGAAUGCGUGUGCGAUGGGCUGAAGCCGGGCGGGACAUACCAAGCUAGAGUCUGCUGCCACAGCAAAGGAGGACAAAGCCCACUUUCGGAGACCCUGCAGGUCCAGACUCCAGCUGUUCCUCCUGGCCCCUGUCUGCCUCCAAGAGUAAUUGGCAAACCAAAAGCCAGAGAGGUGCAACUUCGCUGGGCUCCUCCUCAGGUGGAUGGUGGGAGUGCGGUGUGUGCUUACAGUGUGGAGAUGUUUGCCCCCCAAGGAGAGGAGCCUAGAGAGGUCCACCAGGGCCAUGAGCUUGAAUGCACCGUGCAUAGCCUACUACCUGGAAGAACAUACGGCUUCUGCCUGAGAGCUGCCAACAAAGCUGGGUAUGGGCCUUUCUCUGAACGUGUUGAGGUGACUACAGGACCCGGAGCACCUGAGCCUUGUCGACCUCCUCAUGUCAUUUGCAAAUCUCCUUCUUGUGCUGUGGUCAGCUGGGAAGCUCCAUCUUGUAAUGGUGCAGCUGUGACUGAGUUUCGUCUGGAGUGGGGGGCAGCUGAGGGGAGCAUGCAGCUGAUCUACAAUGGAGCUGCAACAAGCUAUGAGCUCAAAGGCUUGCUGCCUGCCACUAACUAUUUCUGCAGAGUGCAGGCAGUGAAUGUGGCUGGCGUAGGGACAUUUAGUGAAGUGGUACUGUGUCAGACGCCCUGUUCUGUGCCUGCAACGGUCAGUGUUGUUCAUGCUCUCCGCGAGAGCGAAAUGAAGAUGGAUGAGAAGGGCUCUGAUGGAGAAGAAAAGGAGGAGGAGGAGGAUGAAGAAGAUGAGGAAGAUGGAGAAAGACCCUCUCCUCUAUUGUACUCCCCUUCUACUUGCUUGGGCCUGCGCUGGGAGGCACCAUGUGAUCAUGGGGCAGAGAUUAUAUCUUACCUGAUUGAUAUAGGAGAAAGACAGCCGAUCUCAACUGGCCCUGUAAACAAGUACAUUAUACAGAACCUGCAACCUGAUACCACCUACAGGAUAAGGGUCCAGGCUCUGAACAACCUUGGUGCUGGUCCCUUUAGCCACACUUUUAAACUGAAGACAAAACCGUUGCCUCCUCUGCCUCCACGGCUGGAGUGUACUGCAUUCAGCCACCAGACUCUCAGGCUGAAGUGGGGUGAUGGUCCAGCCAAGAAUUCUCCCACAGACUCACUGCAGUACCAGCUCCAAAUGGAGGACAGAAAUGGCAGGUUUAUAUCCUUGUAUAAAGGACCUUGCCACACUCACAAAGUGCAGAGGCUAAAUGAGUCUACCUCUUAUUCGUUUCGCAUCCAAGCCUUUAACGAGGCGGGCGAAGGGCCCUUCUCUUCUGUGUACACCUUCACCACCCCCCGCUCACCUCCAGCUCCACUCAAAGCACCACGUGUGGAACGACUGGAUGAAUCCUGUGAGAUUAAUUGGGAAUCUUUGUCACCUAUGAAGGGAGAUCCAAUCAUAUACUGCCUGCAGUGCAUGCAGGGAAAUUCUGACUUUAAACAGAUGUACAAGGGCUCAGACACUCUAUUCCGCCUCUACUCUCUGAGCUCAUCCUCUGAAUACCGUUUUCGUGUGUGUGCAAUCCGCCAGUGCCAGGAUGCUCCGGAGAUCAUGGGGCCGUACAGUCCCAGUGUCACUUUACUGCCUGUUCGUGUCGAAUCUCCCAGCUCAUCCGGCAGCACGGGGCCUAAAGCUGCCGAAAGCCAGCAGCCUCGACGCAGCCUCACAGACGAGCAGUUCUCCCUCCUCAUCAUCGCCCUGCUCGCCCUCACAUCCAUCCUCAUUGCCGUGGCCAUCCAGUACCUCGUCAUUGAGUGAUCCCCGACGCCACAAGGCCAAAUCCUGUCGUUUUUGGUUUCGUUUUUCUUUUUUGUCCAUUUAAUUUUCCGUCUGUUUCGUUUUCGGCACCAGAGUGCGUUGAGGGGAAACGGUGAGUGAAGGGAAAGGAUGAGACAAGGAAGCUGACGCCGUAGAAUUAUUUCAUCGACUUUUUUUUUUUUUUUUUUUUUUUUAAAUCCUUCUUUCUGCUAUGGAACAUUUCUUUCUGUGCAGCGCUGUUAGAAAGAACAGUAUUUCUCUCUUUCUCUCAUUAGCUGGAAGGUUUAUUACCAAGGGAUUAGGAACGAAGCUUACUGUUCAUUGCAUACCCCUUUUUAUCAUUCAUUUAUAUGUGUAGCUAUAGGUUUUUUUUUAUUAUUUAUAUUUUUAGUUUUAACUAUAAUUUGUCCAGUAUGUGAUUUUGGAUCCGUGUUCCAUAGCUGGCAUGGUGAUGGUGUGCAGUUUGCUGGUGAACUGUUUGCUAGUGCACCGGUGAGUUAUUUGGUGGUGGUGGACGGUUUGCUGAUGCGCUGGUGCCCAGUUUACUCGUGAGUGCACGUUUGUUGGUGAGCUAUUUACUGGUGCACUACUCGUUCGAUUGGUUGGGCGUGCUUUCCCAGUGAGUUACUGGUGAGCCAUUUACUUGUGCACCGGUGCACGAUUUGGUGGUGAGCCGUUUGCUGUUGCACUGGUCACCGGUGCAGUGGCCGCUGUUCGUCGAUAAGCUUUUCACGAUGCGCCGCUCACUGGCGUGCUUUUAGGGGACAGAACUCAGAGGGCCAGUGAAUACAGAGGAGAGGGAUGAAGAAAGGUAGGGUAUGCGAUACGAAAGGUCCUGACGGGACCGAGCUCUAUCUCGUAGAUUAGUUUGACAUCACUGAGAGAAGGGAGACUGAUACAUAUGUUCACCUUAUAGAAGAUUUCAUUUAGCACUUUCCUUAAAAAAAAAACUUUUUUUUUUUUCUUUUUUGUUUGUUUUGAUGUGCAGAAUGUGUAGGGAUGCAAAAAAAGACAAGAGAAAUGGUAGUAUAUUUUUGUACAGCAUGAUGCAAGGACCUGCUCAUUUGAGAUCUAGGGUUGGUAUAGGGUUAGAUCAGUGAUUAUGGGGGGAGGAAAAAAAUAAACCUAACACAGUCAAAAGUUAUUUUUAUUAUCAUGUAAUUAUACUGUAGCUUAAUUUUACAUGCAGCUGCUUUGCUCUGAAAUAUUGUCCAGCCCAAAAAAAAUGUAUGCUUAUCCAGUUAUUUUUGCACCUUAGUGAGAAGAAAAAAAACAAAAAAAAAACAGUACUGACUGCGUCUUGAUCUUGUGAUGCGUUUUAUGGAGCACACACUCUGAUUGUGCGAGCCCUUGUGUAUUUGGGUGUUGAAUUGUAGUACCAUAAAACUAGUUAUUGAAAUCUUUUAUUUGAAGAGUAAUGAUUUCAGACUUGUGAUUGGAAUCAACCAUUUCUUCUGCCUAGUGUUUUCUUAAUUUCUCUGAUUUUUGUUUCUAUUUACCAUUAUUCAUUUUCUCCUCAAUACUGAGUAUAAAAGUAUUCAUAUUCACCAAUGUUAUUCAUUCGUUUCUUUGUUUGAUUCACAUAUUUGAAGGUUUUUUUUUUUUAAUUUAUGCAAAAAAUCAAGGUUAAUCAUCUCCAGAGAAACUAAGAAAAAAAUAAAAAAAGAAAGCAAAAAGCAGUUCUAAAAUGUGUUGAUCCCACAUGUACUUCCUGUGAAACAGAAUUGUUUGCCUUUUCUUUAUGUAAAGUCAUUGUGAUAGAUUGCCGACGCUGCAGGAUGGCAGUGAGACAAUCUUGCUGUGAGGUCUAGUGUCGUGAGUGGUUAUGGCAUUGGUGCUGUCACGACAAUUUAAGAACUACAGGUACCUUGCAAGUCUUGGUUUAAUUACAUGAUUUGGUCUAGGUGGUUUGCAGAUGUCUUCUAUUUGUCACUGAAGGAAAAAAAAAACCCAAAUUCCUAUUUUUGAUAGUGAUAAAACUGUAAUUGCAAAGUGUGCCAUUUUAACAUCUCCCCCACCAUAGUAGAACUCUACAUUUGGUCCAUGGGAGGAGACAAAAAAGAAACCUACAAAAAUAUGCACAAAAAUGAGACCAUUUUUAUGUAAUUUUAAUGGUUGCAGUUACCUCAUACACCCGUACAUUCCAAAAUGAAUUUAUUAUACUAUACAUAGUACCAGACAUAUCACUUUAAAAUGUUCGUUAUGAAUUCAGAAAUGUAUAAUCAUAAAUAUGUAUCUAAAAGUGUAUCUGUAAAGUCAUGAUAUCUACAGAAAGAACCAUGCACAAUAAAAGGUUUAUAAUUCUUAA
Silurus meridionalis is the source of this 6520-nucleotide messenger RNA. RefSeq names its product fibronectin type III domain containing 3A (gene fndc3a). Bases 463 to 4212 code for a protein of 1249 amino acids. The record is from RefSeq and is a predicted model, not a curated record. Lineage: Eukaryota; Metazoa; Chordata; Actinopteri; Siluriformes; Siluridae. Gene Ontology annotation, molecular function: protein binding. The transcript has 26 exons.